Tetranychus urticae (two-spotted spider mite) is the source of this 1107-nucleotide messenger RNA. RefSeq names its product myosin regulatory light polypeptide 9. The record is from RefSeq and is a predicted model, not a curated record. NCBI's taxonomy places the organism in Eukaryota, Metazoa, Arthropoda, Arachnida, Trombidiformes, Tetranychidae. Gene Ontology annotation, molecular function: calcium ion binding.
GUUUUGUUUUGUCUUACUAACUGUUGUGUUUUCAUUGAAUAUUUUUUUUAUCAUCUAGUGUCAUUAUUUGUUUAAAUAAUUUUUUCAAUUAUUUUUGUUAAGGUACAAAAAUUUUAAUCAAUCAAAACGGCUUCCAAUAGUUCAACAUCACCUUCUGGCAUGUCUAAUACCAGAAAAGGAAAGGGUCGUGGAUUCGCUAAAAAACGAGCUCAUCGGGCAACUAGCAAUGUUUUUGCUAUGUUUGACCAAGCCCAAAUUCAAGAAUUUAAAGAGGCUUUUAAUAUGAUUGAUCAAAAUCGUGAUGGAUUUAUUGAUAAAGAUGAUCUACAAGAGAUGUUAGCUUCUUUGGGUAAAAAUCCAGAUGAAAAUUAUUUGGAAGGAAUGAUGAGUGAAGCUCCUGGUCCAAUAAAUUUUACCAUGUUUUUAACGUUAUUCGGUGAGAAACUCCAAGGUACAGAUCCUGAAGAUGUGAUAAAAAAUGCUUUUGCAUGUUUUGAUGAAGAUAACAAUGGUUUGAUCCAUGAAGAAAAACUAAGAGAAUUGUUAACUACAAUUGGUGAUCGGUUUAACGAUGAAGAUGUCGAUGAAAUGUAUAGAGAAGCUCCAAUCGAUGAAGGUGGAAUGUUCAACUAUACUGAAUUUACAAAAAUCCUUAAACAUGGUGCUAAAGAUAAAGAUGAUCAAUAACGAACCAACGAUGAUGACAUAAGCAAAAAUUAUCUAUUGAUUGAUUUAUAAUACAUUUUACAAUACUAUAUGCUAAGUAUAUGGUGAAUGUAAUUUUCAUUAGAGAUAGAAUUCAGAGUUAUUUCAUAUUCUUUGACUCAUUCAAAUAUCUAACGUAUAUAAUAUUGAACAUAGUUCAAUCCUUCUUACAAGUAACUUUAAGUUUCUAUUUGUUUUGUACAUGAACGAAUCGCAUUCUUCAAAGAUUACCCGUUUCAAGCAAGGUUUCAACUUUAUUACCUCAACAAAGUUGGCCAUAAAAAAUCUUGUAAAAUUUUGAAUGCAUUGUCAUUUUGGAAAUUUUCUGAAUGCCUUAUUACAAUUAUAUAAUUUGAUUUUAUUUUAUAAUCAAAUUUUCAAAGUAAAAAAUGUGAUGUCCAA